UUUGCUGUUUCAAAGUCACUGGGAUGAAGAUGAGCUGUUGUAAUUCAAAGACCUGAAUUUCAGCCCCAGCACUGACAUCCAGUUUUCCAUGAGAGAAAUGGCUGAAAUCGUGCAUCUCCUGUUUACCUUAAAGGGUUGCUGGAGCAUCAGAGGUGAGCAAGCAUAUGGUCAAAGCAUUUUGCAUUUUGUACAUGGUAAAGUGCCACUCAUCUGUAUAUAUAGUAAGAGACAGGAUCUCACUCUGUUACUCAGAGUGGCAUGAUCAUAGCUCACUACAGCCUUGAGCUCCUGGGCUGAAGCAGUCUUCCAGCCUCAGCCUCCAGUAGCUGGGACUACAAAUACACGCCAUCAGGCCCAACUAUUUUUUUUAAUUAUUUUUUGUAGAGAUAAGGUCUCACUACAUUGCCCAGGCUCAGAAAUUCUCAUUUUUAUUUUCAUUGUGGAGUGGCCACUGAAGUGAGCCCCAGUUACGAGGAAGGAAACUGACAUUUCCAUUAAUGUGUCCCUCUGCUUCCUUGACACUCUCCAAGUGAGAUUCCUGGGACCCCUAUUGGUUAACAGUGCAACUUCCUGAACCCCCCUUCAGGCUUCUGUGACCAACUAAGAAAUUUUACUGCUCCACUUCUGCCCAACUUUGCUCCCCAGAGAUAUGGAUAGAGUGGCUGUUGCCAGUCUCACAUGAUGUUAAGUUGAUAUUCAGGAAUAAGGUAAAAGUCAAAAUGUCAAAGUCCACAGUAUAAGAUAGAAAGGAAAGAAUAUUUCAUUCCUAGUAUCUACAGAUUAAAAGGAAAGCCUAGAUCUUCCACUAUUAGAAGAGAUGAAUACCCCAGCAGUGUGGCUACUAUUUGCUAAUACACUAGAAAAACACUUUUCUCUCCCAUUUCAGAUAACGUAGAAGGAGGGACGGGUGAGAGCAAUGUUAAGUGUUGGAUUCCAGGCUACCCCAACAGCCACAAAGUAAUUCUAGUCACAGUUUACCCCCAGCAGAUUCACACAGUGAGAAAUUCAUAAGGCCCUAUUUACACAUUUCAAUAUUAAAGCCCCAAGAACCGGGGUCAUUUGAUGGUAUUAAUAACAGUCCUAAAGAUUCUGACAGCAGUGACAUUUCAGAGAAAGAAAUGCCAGGGCACCCAUGCAUCAGCGAGAUCGACAUUUGAUACUGCGCAUUGUUGGCAAUAUUCAAGUGCUAAUCAUUCUGUUUUUGUUUUCCUUCUAACACAUGCAUUUUUUGAGAUUGGUUUGCGUUUCUUUAUCGUCAGAGCUACCUGGUUUUGCUUAUUACUAACUCCUUUAUCAUUACGAGGUCCACACCAGGGCUAUUUAAAUACUUGAAAUGAGGAACAGUUAAACAGUCUGCUGAAACAUUAGUCUAGGAGGAGAUAUAAGGUUACUUCCUUCAGUAACACACUCCGCUACAUAGUCAGGUGAAGAUUGUCUCUGUAGAGGCUUCUGGAUGUGGUUGUAGGAAGCAUGGACUGUGCAAGCUUGCGCUGAAGGAGGACGAGAGGAUGGACUUACAAUCUUGAAACAGAGUGUUUGGAAGAGCUGACCUUGGAGCAGAGCAUUGCCGAGUAUCUGAAAGAUGUCAACGACCCUCGCUGCUGCUCGGAGACCUUGGGGAUGACCUGCACCCACUAGCAUGCCUGGAUGGUUCAAAACGGCGUGGUAUGGGCUGGCGUCUUUACUCAGCUUCUCCUCCUUCAUCCUGAUCAUCGUUGCCCUGGUAGUGCCCCACUGGCUGAGUGGGAAAAUCCUUUGUCAGACUGGAGUGGAUCUGGUCAACGCCACAGACAGAGAGCUGGUCAAGUUCAUUGGGGACAUUUACUACGGGCUCUUCCGAGGGUGUAAGGUGCGGCAGUGUGGGCUCGGGGGCCGCCAAUCCCACUUCACGAUCUUCCCACACCUGGUGAAGGAGCUCAACGCAGGCCUUCAUGUGAUGAUUCUGCUGCUCCUCUUCCUGGCCUUGGCCCUGGCUCUGGUCAGCAUGGGCUUUGCCAUUCUUAACAUGAUCCAGGUCCCGUACCGGGCAGUCAACGGUCCUGGGGGCAUCUGCCUAUGGAAUGUCCUGGCAGGCGGCGUCAUGGCGUUAGCCAUCGCCAGCUUCGUGGCUGCGGUGAAAUUUCACGACCUGACGGAACGAAUCGCCAACUUUCAGGAGAAGCUCUUCCAGUUUGUGGUGGUGGAAGAACAGUAUGAAGAGUCGUUUUGGAUCUGCGUGGCCAGCGCUUCAGCCCAUGCUGCAAACUUGGUCGUGGUGGCGAUCAGUCAAAUUCCCCUCCCUGAGAUUAAGACCAAAAUCGAAGAGGCCACGGUCACAGCUGAGGAUAUCUUGUAUUAAUAGCCUUCCCCUGUUCACACCCUGUCCUAAGUCAGUUCUGUGUGUGAAUGGAGUCCUCAUGUUUUUGCAGCCUUCCCACUCCAUCAUGGCUAUGUUCUCAGCAGUAAGAAAAAGGAUGUGAAGGACCAAGGCUGUUGCCUGGGCCAGAAAAGAAAAACUUGCCCGGAAUCCCCAGCGUCCUUGCAUUCCUCUCUCAUGACCUUGGAGUUCAAGUUGCAGCUGGAGACUCUGCCACUUGCCAGCUGUGUGUGACAUUAGACAAUUCACUUAAUGUCUACGUCUCUGUUUCUUCAUCUGUAAACUAAGCACAGUAACAACUUCGCAAGGCUGUUGUGAAGUUUAAAUGGGUGAUGAUAUUGCCAGAUUCUGCAUUCUGUAGAGCACUUGACAAAUAUAAGAUACUACAUAUUCCAAUAAGUGUCUGUAGAUCCCUGGUCGAUUCCAUACAAUAUUGGGCUGGUGAGUGGGGAAGAAUUCUAAGAGGAAUAUGAUACUGUUCCCGUUCCUGCCCUCCAGAAACACCUAUCUUUCCACAUGACACAGGACUUAGCAAUGGUAACACUAAGAAUGUAAGUAACUGCCAUUUUUUGAGUGGUUACUAUGUGCUAGACACUGUUCUAACUCAUUUAUUAACUCAUUAGGUCCUAAUGGCAAAAGCAGCAAUUACUUUUGCACCAACCUAAUAAUAGAACAGCCAUAAGGGACCGAGGAGGGAAUUAAAUCUUGGGGAUGGGAUGUGGUAUUAAAGAAAGUAUCACAGCGUGAACAUUUGAUCUGAGCUUUGAAAGAUGAGUAGACUUUUUCCAGUGGUGAAGGAAGCAAGGUUAAAGAAGGGCAUUCCAGGAUGCGUCAGUAAAA
This is a messenger RNA of Pan troglodytes (chimpanzee), 3196 nucleotides long. It is a transcript of the gene CLRN2, whose product is annotated as clarin 2. Lineage: Eukaryota; Metazoa; Chordata; Mammalia; Primates; Hominidae. The coding region runs from base 1640 to 2338 and encodes 232 amino acids. The transcript has 3 exons. The record is from RefSeq and is a predicted model, not a curated record.